AUGUGCUCUCUCUCUCUCUGACUUGCUCUCUUACACACUUUCUCCCUCUCUCUCUGUGGCUCCGGUAUAAGAGGACAUUUGUGAUGGAGUCCACAUUACUUCACUUUUAUGCAGAGGAGAAGAGCACUUGGAUAGCAAGCUCCAACCUGGCCAUGAAACUUAUCUUGCUCUUCACAGCCUCCCUCACCUGGGCCUUCCAGCAGCAGGCUGAACUAUCCAAGUACCAGUACCGCGACCCGGUGACUUCUGACCUCCUCCUGUGUGACCAGUGUCCCCCUGGCACGGCCGUAAAGAAACAUUGCACUGCUGACAGGACCACAGAGUGCCAAGCCUGCCCGGAGAGGCACUUUGCAGACAGUUGGCACUGGGGGGACUCGUGCCAAUACUGCACCUUGGUAGGUACAGCGGUGGUGUGCAAAGAGAGACAGCUGGUGAAGCAGGAGUGCAACAGCACCCACGAUCGAGUGUGCGAGUGUGCUGCAGGUUUCCACCUCGUGGUCGAGUUCUGCAUCACACACAGCUCCUGCCCACCCGGCUAUGGAGUGACAGCUUUAGGUACUCCAGUGAGUGACACUGUGUGCAAGCAAUGCCCCGCCGGUCAUUUCUCCGGCAGCCGCUCCUCCACAGAACCUUGUCGACCGCACAGAAAUUGCACUGAUUCAGGCCUGAAGACAUUGAGAUGGGGAACGUCCGCUUCAGACAGCAUCUGUGGGAGUCAGGACCAAAUUAUGGCCAUCGAUUGUGCUCACCAGCACACUUUGUGCCACACAGAUGUGCUUUUGUGCGAAGAGGCGGUUUUCCAGUCGCUUGCCUCCCUGCAGCUGUCCUCUGUGCCCCUGGAUCAUCUGCUGGAAAGUCUUCCGGGCCGGAGGGUGGAUGGCAAGAGCGUGGAGAGGCUGAAGAAGGCCUGUUCUCCACAACAGCAAGUCCUACAGCUGCUGCGGCUGUGGAGGCAGCAGAACAAGGACCAGGACAAGCUGUAUGGCAUCAUAAAAGGCGUGAACCACUGUGAGCGGAAGGUCUCCCGCUGCAACAGCCUGAAAAACCUCACUUUGGGUGACCUCUUGGAGGUCACCAACAGCCUCCCUGGAGUAAAAGUUCCCCGGGAGGAUGUGUCGGCGCUCGUGGCGACUUGUCUCCCCAAACAGUACAUCCUGCAGCUCCUCCACCUUUGGAAGACGGCCAAUUUUGACCUGGAUCUAGUGAAAGGUCUAUCUCACAGUCUGAGGGUGCUACGGAGCAAAGGGGCACCGCGCUACCUUCUCAAGGGCCUGAAGAAAAUCAGCCGCAUUAUUGGGUCCACCUCCACACGCAAGACAUAUGAGAAGAUGUUUGUUAGCAUGCUCCAAGAUGAGCUAUGUUUUAAAACUCUUAAGCCGUUCAAUGAAUGAGGGCAAGAUUUUGAUCAGGCAUGGGCAUUUGACUACAUUUACUUUAUUCGACUAUGGGGCAAAUUAAAAAGACCACUUAGGUGUUUUUUCAGAAAUGAUUGCAUUUUCGAUUGGUCGAGAUGAUGGUCAGCACAUCCGACUGUUCUGAUAUUUCAUGGUUCAAGUUGUUCUCACUGUGCUAGCGGUAUUCUCCAAGUGCUCUGGCUUCCUCCCAUUUUCAACUGCAUGUUAGAUUAAGUGAAAACUAAACUGCCCAUAGGUGUGAGUGUGAAUAGCUGUUUGUCUAAAUGUGUGACUGACUGGCAAUCAAUUCAGCUCACCUGCAGAACCCGAAAGAGGUCAUGCGUUAUAGAAAAUGAAUGAGUGGAUGGUUGGGAGAAAUCUCACUCUGUAUGUUCUGAAUUUCUGUUUCGAGUGUAUUAUUGAGUAGAAUACCGGUUCUCAAAGGGGCUUGACUUCCCGGAGCUUGUGUCCAAGACCACAUAGCAGUUGGCAGUGAAUCAACAGCACAUCUGCUGGUGGCAGGCCAAAAAUAAAGCUUCAUUUUGCCUCAACAAGACGUCAAAAAUCUUCAGCAGAGACUGCCACCAUCAACAAAUGUUGAUGUCAAAGUAGUUGACAUGAUUUUUUAUGCCCAUCCUUAGCUUCAAUUCACAGUAAUUACAUAAGCAGACACAUACUCACCAAGAUUAGUUAAACUCCGUCCAAACAUUAAGUGCACCUAAACAAUCCCAUGGAUCCAAUAUAGGAGCAAUAGGCCUAUUUAUAAUGUAAAAUUAACAUUAGCUUUGUACAUUUUUGUCUGAGGUCUGUUAUUAUUAUUAUUAUUAUUAUCAUUAUUAUUAUUAUUAUCAUCAUUAUUAUUAUUAUUAUUAUUCAUGGGUUGAGCAGGUUGUGCAUUCCAACAGUAGGUCUCAUAAUGGCAUAAAUUCUGUCGGAUGCCACUGAAGUAAGCUAUAAGUAUCUACACACAUGAUUAUAAUGUGCUGUUAUUUGUGUUUCUUGUAAUAAUAUAAUGAUACCCCUUGAUCAUACCCCUUACAGAUUGAAUAAUUAAUACACUAAUACUUUUGCCCACUUAGUCUUUUAAGGAAUUCUAAUUAUAUGAUGGUUUAUUUGAGGCCGACCGCAACAUAAUCUUUGGGAAAUAUUCCAUGGGAAUUGUUUGAGUCUGUGAAAGGUAAUAUACGGUACAAACUAUUUAAAAUGUAAAUAGUAAUAUUUUAUGAAAAGUGGGCAAGCAAAUUUAGUUUCGGGUUUUUUUCCUUUUUUUUUCUUUCUCGCUAUUUGAGGGGAAGGAUUUGAUUUCAAAAUGAAAUCUAGGUAAGAUCUAUAUACUGUAUGUCCUUUGUUGCUUUUGUCUGCGACUGCUGGCAAGUGAAGCUUAUAGGAAUUUUAUUUUGUAAUUGUCAGCUUUAUGAAUGUACAACUGUUUUGUAUUUAAAAAAAAGGGAAAUUUAAUUUUCCAUUCUAUGUAAAGGCUUGUUUUUUUAUUGCUUGAAAAGAAAUACUGGAUUUUAAAUGCUGCAAAUUUUUGAAAGGAUAUGUGUUUUAUUACGUUUUAUUUGUUUUUUGACUUAAUAUUAUGAACUCCGUGUGUGUGUGUGUGUGUGUGUGUGUGUGCGUGUGUGUGUGUGUGUGUGUGUGUGCGUGUGUGUGUGUGUGUGUGUGUGUCUGUAUAUAUGUAUAUAUAUAGCUCAUGUAACUGUAAUGCCAAGUGGAUUGUACAAAAGCAUUGCUUCAUAAAAGGUGGGACUUUU
Messenger RNA from Hippocampus zosterae (dwarf seahorse), 3151 nucleotides. Its product is annotated as tumor necrosis factor receptor superfamily member 11B-like. Bases 84 to 1391 code for a protein of 435 amino acids. The transcript has 6 exons. The record is from RefSeq and is a predicted model, not a curated record. Gene Ontology annotation, molecular function: protein binding. NCBI's taxonomy places the organism in Eukaryota, Metazoa, Chordata, Actinopteri, Syngnathiformes, Syngnathidae.